Trematosphaeria pertusa is the source of this 1419-nucleotide messenger RNA. Its product is annotated as acetyltransferase. Gene Ontology annotation, molecular function: aralkylamine N-acetyltransferase activity. Gene Ontology annotation, cellular component: cytoplasm. The record is from RefSeq and is a predicted model, not a curated record. Bases 238 to 1032 code for a protein of 264 amino acids. The transcript is spliced from 2 exons. Lineage: Eukaryota; Fungi; Ascomycota; Dothideomycetes; Pleosporales; Trematosphaeriaceae.
UAGGCGCAGCGGAUCGACUCGGCUACCUGGACGCCCAGCCCUGUCCGAUCUACCAACGGCGCGGGGCCUGGCCCGAUGCUGUCUCGUGCCUGAAAACGCCCCGGUCAAACCACUGACCCACCACAUCCAUCUCGGCUUCCUACAGCUGUUGCGCACUCCUGGUCCCCUCUUCCUGCUUUUGUGCCGCCGCCCAUCUGCUUCGGACCCCGUUGCAGCGAGAGCUUGACCGCAGCCAAGAUGCCCCGGGAUCUGCUGGCCGACAAGAAGACCCUGGAGGAGAUGCCCCCGCUGUCCAAAGAGCCCGCCGCCGCUAGCCCGCCCCCAGACCCGAUGCCCCUCUACAGGAUGCCCGUCUCGCUGCUGGAGGAGCGCUUCAAGAAGAUGAAGGACCUGCAUCCCUAUGCCCUGCUGCUCAACCAAGACGACCUCGACGACUGCGACUGGCUCGAGCACGCUUCAUUUGAGCCGCAUGAGGCGGCAUCGCGAGAGAAGCUCGAGUACCGCCUAACAAUAUGCGGCGAACUGUGCUCCGGCCUCUUCUCCUCGGCGUAUCCGACCGAAACUGGGCCCUUGGGCUCCUUGGUAAAGGCGCGCAAAUUCCCCUCGGUUGACUCAGCAGACUCGGAUCGGAAGCGGCUAUUAUUAGGUCACGUCAUAGCGACAAAGACCACCUCCAACAUCGUCACCGACUCCUCUAUGGAUUUUCCCUCCGACUGGCGGACAAACUACCAGCUCGGCCCUCCAGUAGGCCAUCACGAGGAGGGCGAGACGGUAUGUCUCCACUCGCUGUGCAUCCACCCGGACUUUCACGGAAAGGGGCUUGGCGCAGUUUUGUUGAGGGGCUGGACGCAGCGCAUGAGAGACGCCGGCAUAGGCAAGAGGAUCGCCCUGAUAUGCAGGGAGCGGUUCGUCGAGUUCUACGAGAAGGCGGGGUUCAAGAAACUGGGUCCGAGCGCGUGCAAAUAUGGCGGUGGAGGGUGGUUUGACAUGGUCAUGGAAUUCGAGAACAACGGCGACGAGGACGACAUUUGAAGGGUCUUCGCGGGAUGCGUUUGGCGUCGCGGCUGGAUGUAAGGGCGUCCUGGUCAUGCAGACUAUUAAGCUCGGGGUGGGGCUUGGGGUAAUACCGGGAAUUUUGGGUGUUCAAAAGGCGAUCAAAAAGGCGGAACUGGCGAUUCUUUGCACACUUGUAUAACGACUGUUCAUGGAGCGCAUGAAUUCAUGGAGGUACAUCGUGUAGAUGCUGAAUGAAGCGAAUGCGAUGCAUAACUACGUUUGGAGACUGGGCCGAGUCAGAGACAGCGCGAGUUGAGGUGUGCAGCAACAACAGCAGUCGUCUUAGAUCGGGGCUCUCAUUGAUAUAACAUAUAAUCGAACGGGAUGCUCGGACUACGGAAACCUUCCCUCCCUCCCUACGGA